Molecule: messenger RNA, 2692 nt
Organism: Linepithema humile (Argentine ant)
Lineage: Eukaryota; Metazoa; Arthropoda; Insecta; Hymenoptera; Formicidae
Product: synergin gamma-like
Cellular component (GO): clathrin coat of trans-Golgi network vesicle
Molecular function (GO): protein binding
Source: RefSeq, a predicted model, not a curated record
CAAAAAAAUUGAAUAGGCGUAAUGCAAACAGCUUUUCAGAUAAAUAAAUAUGAACGAAUGAAAAGAACAUGAUACUAAUUAACUAAUUAUUAAAUAAAACACGAUUGUUCAUUGCAGCCCCCCUCUCUCAACAAUAUUGACAAUAUGGCGUACAUACGUCACUUUAGGUCAGCUGACAUUUGACGUAAAGACUAAUUGUGUACGUUUUGCGCUGCGUGUCGUAAUGAAUAUCAAUGUGUCAAGGAAAACAAUGUUCACAACGUGAGAUCUACAAGAUCGAACAAACGUUCGACUUUUUUUUUUUAUAUAAUGAUAAUGUAUUAAACUUGUAGUUUUGAAGAAUGAAUCCACAUCGCUUCAUGACGAGUUCAUGUAAUUUGUGCCGUUUGCAGCGGUAAAAUUCGCCGGGUUGUUCCUUACUGCACAAAACAUGAAUAAAACUCACGCGAACAAGAAAUUGAACCAACUGCCGAGUUGGUUAUGGACCAAUUCCACCACCUUGCCACCGGUUUACAAGAUGGUAUGGGAGGCAGUACGAGAGGAUCGAGUUCGAUCAAGUAGCAUGCAGACUGAAUUACUUGUUGACACCAACAAGGUGUUUCCUUUGCUACUUACCAGUCAACUACCUACGGAGGUCCUCGGUCACAUAUGGAACUUAGCCAAUCAGAAGUACGCUGGACAACUGACCGAACAAGAGUUAUAUAUCGUGCUAGCUCUUGUGGCUGCUGCUCAGACGUCUUAUACCUUCAACAGUCUCGAUAUAUUGCAUUUACUUCCUUUUCCGCCAACGCCAUAUUUGAACAUAGAAUGUCUGAUGAAUUUGCAACCUGGUGCACAAGCAAAUGUAUUGAAACUUCAAUAUUACAGUAAUGAAGAAUCCAAUAUCAGUAAUGCGGGUGUGGAAGGAAAAUACAUUCCUGAUAUCAAAGGGAAAAUUAAAAAUAGAGCUCAUGCGAAUGUAGUGUCUGAUGCGAAUAUAUCAUUUUCAAACAACGCAUUUGGAAAAUCUUCUGACGUCAAGAUUCAGGCGCUUGGACCAGCUGGAAACAAUUUCAAUAAUUUGUUUAAAGACGUGAAACAAAUUUCACGUAUUCAAGCCAAUAUUCCAUCUGCAUCAUCUUUUGACGAAUCCUCUGAUGAAUUUACAGAAUUUCAAAGCGCACCGAUUCCUAGCGCCUCUGCUAUAUCAAUUUGGGAUAGCAAGCAAGGUUCUGCAAUUGGCAGCAGACUUGCUAAUCACAAUCUGGGAGUGAAAAAAACAGUUGAUAAAAUAAAAAAAGCCACUGCUGGAACGAAAACACUACCCAUUAAUGUGCAAAUUUGCACAUCUAUGUCUGCAAAUUUGCUGUAUCAAAGUAAGGAUCAACCCAUGAUAGAAUCCACAAUAGAAUCUGAUCUAUUUCCUAAAUGUGGAGUAAAGAAUCAAUCAAAAACGGUAAUACUCAAAGAUACUGUGAUUAGAAAUAAUGAUACACCUAAAGAUUGUAGCGAUACUUUUAAUCUGGCAAGUGUAGCAGAGGCUAUAUCUCCUAGAUAUGAUAAAGAAGUAUUACACAAAGUGGACGUAAUGCCAAAGGCUGUCACGGUAGAUAGGUCUGAUUCUGUUCAACAAGAUUUAAUGAGUUUGCAACAAGUCGAAGAUAAAUACAGUGCAUUACGUGCAUUAGUCCAGGAAACAUCUAUUACGAAUAAAAAUUUAGAUUUAACUUCCAAUAAUCAAUCAGCUGACGAAUUCGGAGAAUUUAUGUCUGCGGAACAACCACCUAUUAAUUCUCUAACAUCAGACGCUUUGGAUGCUGAAAAUAUUAGUAAUGUAUUUGCAGAUUUUGUUGAGUUUAAAGCGCACAUUAAUACUGAUAACAGUAACUUAACAGAUCUGAAUUUUGUAUCCGAUGUGUCUGAGUCAUUCAGUAAUCUAAAACUUGACGAUGGGAAUGAAGUGCAAUUAGUAGAAUCAGGGAAAAAUGUUCAGAAAGAGGAUGCUAUUUCGAUAAAUAGUGUAGAGUUGAUUAGUGGUCCAUCAGAAGCACUGCCACGGUCUGGAUCUGUGCCUAGUUUAGAUCUUAAAUCAUUUUUACCUUCAAAUAUAGAGGAAGAUCAAGUUGUAGAAACUUCACAACAGAUUACGUAUUGGGAAUGGAAGCAAUAUAUGGAAAGUUGUGUUUUACUAUUACAAGUCGCAGCCAAUAUAUUUACCAAUAUUACAUCAGAGAUGGUUUUACAGGAAGUUUUAAAUUCAGCUCAAGGAUACAACUUUCUUUGCCAAUUAGCUGAAGUUGCAGCUGUUUGUAGACGUGUCAAUUUUUCAUAUAAAGAGUUAGACAUAAACAUUAUUGGAUUUGAUGACCUUUUAAUGGACAUUGACAGAAUUUGGGCUGAAAUGGAACCUUUUUACACAAACAUACCAAUUGUCACUGAGCUACCAGCUUGGCCAUUACAUCAGGGAGAAUAUGUAUCUUGUUCUCUGUGUUUAACAGUUAUUACGAGUGGUCGAGUUGUUUAUAACGAUAAUAAUUAUCAUGUAACAUGCGCAAACUUAUGGCUCAAUUGUGUAAAUAAUCAAUUGCCGGUAAUGCGAUACUCUUUACUUUAUCAACCAAGUAUAUGUCCAGGAAGUCACAUUUAAAAAAAUGCUACUCUGCACAUUGCAACAUUUCAAAUUUAAACUAAAAAUACAUAUUUUAUAUGCAAA